CAGGGACAUCAGAACCGUGAUGGGGGCAGCGCUGGGCGCAGAGAGCUCCAGGAAGGCUUCCCGGAGGAGGAGGAGCCAGCUGAGCUGAGACUUGAUGGAUGAGUGAGGCACAGCUGGCACGACAGCCAGACCUGCAUGUGCAAAGGCCCAGAGGCCAGAGGGAUGGCAGCAGUUCAAACAGCUGCAGAGAGAGGGCCCCUUCCGGGCUGCCUGCCCGCUCUAGCUGGCUCCCAGGUCAAGAGGCUGUCAGCAUCCAAGCGGAAGCAACACUUCAUCAACCAGGCCGUGCGGAACUCAGACCUCGUGCCCAAGGCCAAGGGCCGGAAGAGCCUUCAGCGUCUAGAGAACACCCAGUACCUCCUAACGCUGCUGGAGACAGACGGGGGCACAGCUGGUCUGGACGAUGGGGACCUGGCCCCCCCCGCAGCACCCGGCAUCUUCGCAGAGGCCUGCAGCAAUGAGACCUACAUGGAGGUCUGGAAUGACUUCAUGAACCGCUCUGGGGAGGAGCAGGAACGGGUUCUCCGCUACCUGGAGGAUGAGGGCAAGAGCAAGGCACGGAGGAGGGGGCCCGGCCGCGGGGAGGAUCGAAGGAGAGAGGACCCAGCCUACACACCCCGGGAGUGCUUCCAGCGCAUCAGCCGGCGUCUGAGAACUGUCCUCAAGCGGAGCCGCAUCCCCAUGGAAACUCUGGAGACCUGGGAGGAGAGGCUGCUGAGGUUUUUCUCUGUGUCUCCCCAGGCCGUGUACACGGCCAUGCUGGACAACAGUUUCGAGAGACUCCUGCUUCACGCCAUCUGUCAGUACAUGGACCUCAUCUCAGCCAGUGCCGACCUGGAGGGCAAGAGGCAGAUGAGAGUCAGCAACCGCCACCUGGACUUCCUGCCACCGGGACUGCUCCUGUCCGCGUAUCUGGAGCAGCGCAGCUGAUGGCCGCCCCCCUCCCCCGCCCCCGCCCCCAGCCUCCCCUCCCCCGCCCCCUCCCCCGCCCCCGCCCCCAACCUCCCCUCCCCCAGGCCUCCCGUGCCAUUCGCUAAAGUGUCUUUAUUAUUUGGAGGAUUUGUCCCUGCAGACGUGCUCUACCCCUGGGGGGGGCUAUCCCGCUGACUCCUUCCCAGCCCGCCUCUCCCAGAUAAACGCGAGGCCCUGGCCCCCCACACCGGACUGUCCUGGCCUUGCAGCUCCCCGCUCUGGGACUUGAGUUUGAGCGAGGAGACCCGGCCUGGUCACUUCCGUGUUCCUUCUUCGUUCAGCUUUUUCGGCCCCGUCUGAAACUUAAGCAAGGAGCGGCAGGCUGGGUUUUUAUCACUUUUAAUGAAUUUGGCAUGAUUUGUUGUAGAUUUUUAAAUUUCCCUUUUGGGAAGAAAAACCAAAAACUUGCCCCAACUGAUAAAUCGGGGGACUUUGUUCCAGUCCCUGUUUGAUCCUCCCCCAUCCCCCAGCUUUUGGCUUGGAUGUGGGGGAGGGGGGCCUGGGGCUCCGCCCCUUUUUCCAGGUGUGUUCUGUUGUGUGCGCCUGCGCGUGUGCCCCACGCCCUAGGACAGGGGCUGCAUCUUAAAGGCUGGUCUUGCCACCCUUUUGGAACAUGUUUGUCCUCCACGGGUGGCUUUUGGUGGCUCUUGGGGCCCCAUUUGCUCUACACACUUCCUCCCUUCAUCCUGCGGGAUCAGGACUUCCAGCCAGAAGCCUCUGCCCUAGGACUGCCCCAUUCCCCUGUCCGUGUCCCUUUGCCCUUCCCCUAGCCUAGCUCUGGCCUGUUGCCUUGGGCUGACCUCUCACUGGCCACCCUGGCAUGUCCCACAAGAGCAGGGCUGGGGGACCCCUCCUGUGUGUGUGUGUGUGUGUGUGUGUGUGUGUGUGUGUGUCUAGUUGUGCUUUGGGAAAAGUGGAGAGUUCAAUAAAUUUCUGGUGCUCUGGUC
Messenger RNA from Prionailurus viverrinus (fishing cat), 1919 nucleotides. It is a transcript of the gene R3HDM4, whose product is annotated as R3H domain containing 4. Gene Ontology annotation, molecular function: nucleic acid binding. NCBI's taxonomy places the organism in Eukaryota, Metazoa, Chordata, Mammalia, Carnivora, Felidae. Bases 136 to 930 code for a protein of 264 amino acids. The record is from RefSeq and is a predicted model, not a curated record. The transcript has 8 exons.